Molecule: messenger RNA, 2804 nt
Organism: Serinus canaria (Common canary)
Lineage: Eukaryota; Metazoa; Chordata; Aves; Passeriformes; Fringillidae
Gene: FAM222A
Product: family with sequence similarity 222 member A
Exons: 3
Coding region: 170-1453 (427 amino acids)
Source: RefSeq, a predicted model, not a curated record
CGGGGCGGGGCGGGCCGCCGGCGGGGCGCGGGGCCGGGCGGGCGCCGCCGCUGCUGCUGCGCGGCCCGGGGGGGGCGGCCCGGCGCGCCCCGCAACGCAGCGCCCGCAGCCGGCCCGGAUCCAGCUCUGACGGGUGUGGGGCGGCAACGCCCGCAGGGAAGCUCAGACCAUGCUGGCCUGCCUGCAGAGGACCCAGAACCCCCCAGCCCAGCACCUCCCCUGCCCCAACAAGGCGCUGGAGCCACGCAAGUGCGAGACGGCCCCCAUGCAUUCCCCACGCUACCCCAGCCCCGCCGAGCUGGACGCCUACGCACAGAAGGUGGCCAACAGCCCGCUGACCAUCAAGAUCUUCCCCACCAACAUCAGGGUCCCCCAGCACAAGCACCUUAACCGGACGGUGAACGGCUAUGACACCACGGGGCAGAGGUACAGCCCCUACCCCCUGCACGCCGGCGGCUACCAGGGGCUGCUGGCCAUCGUCAAAGCCUCCGGCAAAAGCGUGGUGAAGAACUCGGAGGGGAAGCGGACUAAGCUCUCGCCCGCCCAGGUGGGCGUCGCUCCCUACCCCACCUCAAGCACUUUAGCUCAAGGUCCCUCCUGCGCCGGGCAGCUGAGCUACCACGGCGGCCAGAAGCAGCUGGAAGGUCCCGUGCCCCCCAACGUGACGGUGGCGGCCUCGGUGCUGCCGCUGGCGGGCAGGAGCCUGGCCCUGCCGCCCUCCAACCUGCCCUCCAUCCAGAGCAUCAUCUACCAGAUCAAUCAGCAGUGCCAGGCGCAGGGUGCCCAGCCCGGCUGCCCAGCCGUCGUGGCCGCCCACCCCAGCCCUGCCAAGCACGGCGCCUUCGGCCCCGGCUACGGCGGCACCGUCCUGCCCGAGUGCCGCAAGGGCGCCGAGCUGGCGCUGGGCUCCAACCCGGCCGCAGCCCUGGGACCCAAGGCGGGCGUUUACCCCGAGGGCAUGGACUACCUGGUGUGGCAGCAGAAGCAGCAGCAGCAGCACCUGCGAAUGUACAGCGGGGGCAGCGGCGGGGCCCUCAGCAAAUCCCCCGAGACGUGCGCGGGCACCUCGCGGCCCUACGGCCUGGGCGGCACCGCCGACAAGGUGAGCUCGUCCCCCUUGAACUGCAUGCACGGCAACUUCGCGGUGGGGCAGUACUUCGCUCCCCCCUGGAACAGCAUCCUGGUGACUCCCAACAGCGACUGUUACAACCCACCGGAGCUGGGGGCAGGGCCCCGCGAGUUGGGGGUGCCCCCGGCCGAGGGGCUGCCCAGCAAGACCCUCUGCAAUACCUCCAUCCUCAGCAGCAGCCUCCAGUCCCUGGAGUAUCUCAUCAACGACAUCCACCCGCCCUGCAUCAAGGAGCAGAUGCUGGGCAAGGGCUACGAGACCGUGUCUGUGCCAAGGCUCUUGGACCACCAGCACGCCCACAUCCGCCUGCCCGUCUACAGAUAAGGGAUCGAUGCUGCUCUUCCCAAACCCAGGGCGAGGACUUUGGCGCGAGUUGCUGGUGCCGGACCGCGGCAGCGAGGGCGGGGGGACAGGGAGGGGGACGCGGGCUCGGCUGCCGAAAGGGCUCCCGGGACACUGGCAUUGCACCAGGGUCCCCAGACUGGACACGCCCGCGACCCGUUGGAAGCCGAGGCCGAAGGACCGCUUGUCUAUAUAGCUCAGAAAUCAUUUUAUCUCCACGAAUGUGAACAGGGAAUUGCUACGAGUUGCUGCUAUCCAGGGAGGGGAGGCUCUGCUGUGCUGGCGGUGCCCAGAGCGGGGCAGAGCCCGGUGUCGUGGCCGGCCGGAAGGCUCCAGGGUGGGUCCCAGCCCAUUGUGCGGCUGGGAGGCUCCGUGGUGGCCAGUGCUGACCUGGCAGCUGUCCAGGAGGCUCCACAGUGGCCAGUCCUGGCACGGCAGUGGCUGGGAGGCUCCGUGGUGGCCAGUGCCAGCCUAGUGGUGGCCGGUCCCAGCCCGGCGUGUGGCCGGUGCGUGGCCGCAGGGAGCUGGCGCCUGACCUGUAGCUGAAGUCCGUAACUUGCACUGCUUUGAUUAAAGCUAAUAACUGGGGACAGUCUGGAGGCUAUUUAAGAAAAACACUUGAAAACUUGAACAGAUUUUUUUUUUUAAAUUUUUUUUUUUUUUUUUUUUUUUUUUUUUUUAGUUGACUAGGCUGUACAUCUACAUGUUGGCUGCUACAGAGUCUCCUCCCACCCCUCUUCCUCCUCAUCCUCCUCCUCUCGCCCGGCCCCAAGUGGCCACGGCUCCUAUUCCCACUCUACCAGGAGGUUUGGGACCCCCCAGCCCCUAUCUCCUGGGAACCCCUGGCUUUCACACUUCCAGGCUGUUUUACUUCCCCCCUUACUAUCAGUUCUACCUUGGUUCUGGGUCGCGGUACUGGGGUGCUCACAUACCUCCUUUUUUUUCUCUUUUUUUUUUUUUUUUUUAAACCCAAACAAUUCCAAAAUUAUUAUGGUCCGUUAUUCACUCUGUGUAAUUCUGUGUUUAAUAGAUUUGUUCAUUUACAAAAGGCUCCUCACCACGAAAUACAAAGUGUUUUGAUGUUUAAAGGUAAAAGAAUAAUAAUAUCCCAAUGAAACCCAAGGUGAUUGUGCUCGGAAGAGAGGUACUGUAUCCCUGAAAGCCUGUUCAAGCACUAAGUGCAUUUACAAAUCUCUGAGAAUGUUUUUUUUUUAUACUAAAAUUGACCAUUAUAUUCUACUGUGAGAAGUGCUGGCUGCACUAUAUUGUUUUAAAAAUGAGAAAACAAAAUGAAAAAAAAGAAAAAAAAGAAAAAAAAAAAACCAACACAAAA